Thyridium curvatum is the source of this 2427-nucleotide messenger RNA. RefSeq lists its product as uncharacterized. Gene Ontology annotation, molecular function: hydro-lyase activity. The transcript is spliced from 3 exons. NCBI's taxonomy places the organism in Eukaryota, Fungi, Ascomycota, Sordariomycetes, Thyridiales, Thyridiaceae. The record is from RefSeq and is a predicted model, not a curated record. Bases 1 to 2427 code for a protein of 808 amino acids.
AUGCACGUCAUCUUUGACGAGACGAUGCUUAGCCAGCGCUUCGGCCCGGAGGUGCAGGCCAAAGUGCAUAGGCACGUCUUGCAGCUGCGCAAGGCCUACGAUGAAGUCUUUGCAGAUUACGACGUGCUGGUCACGCCGACGGCGCCAACCGUUGCGCCGCCGCACCCAGACAUGAGUCCUGCGACCGAGGGCGGCAGCACGGUGCUCGACAAGGCCAAGUUGGCGCUGGGUGCCAUGAACAACACCUGCCAGUUCAACGCGACGGGCCACCCGGCGCUGAGCGUGCCGUGUGGCUGGGCCACCGCCAGCGACGGCCAGAGCAAGUUGCCAGUCGGAAUGCAGCUCGUCGGCAGGCGUUGGGAUGACUUGGGCGUGUUGCAGGCCGCCAGGGUCUUUGAGAUGGGAGGAGGCGGGCUAGGGACUUGGCCGGGCGCACUCACCGGCGCGGGCGCGGGCGCGGGCGCGGGGGGAAAGAACUUGCAGCACACUUUCUCUUUCGUUGUCGCAAGAGUCCGGGAGCUGAAAGAUGAAGGGGAGAGCGACGGCUCCAGCGCCAAAGCCGCUGCCGUGUCCGAUUAUGAUCUCAAUAUUCCCAUUUCCAGCGAGCAAGGAGGGCUGAGAUCCAAUCUGCCUGGCUAUGGAGACACACAUUUCAGUUUGUUCCUCCGGAAGGUUUUCAUCAAGGCCCUGGGGUACACGGACGAGUCCCUCAGCAAGCCGAUUAUUGGCAUCAUCAACACAUUUUCUUCGUUCAAUCCCUGCCAUGCUCAAGUGCCCCGGCUCCUCGAAGCCGCCAAGCGUGGCAUUCUGCUGGCCGGCGGCCUGCCCAUGGAGUUCCCGACCAUCAGCGUCCACGAGAGUUUCUCCAAUCCGACCAGCAUGUACCUGCGAAAUCUCAUGAGCAUGGACACUGAGGAGAUGGUGAAAUCGCAGCCCGUGGACGCCGUGGUCAUGAUCGGCGGUUGCGACAAGACUGUCCCAGCGCAGCUCAUGGGAGGGAUCUCUGCAAACAAGCCCUUCUUGCCCUUGAUCACUGGCCCAAUGAUGCCUGGUUCGGUGAAGGGCGUCCGCGUCGGAGCGUGCACGGAUUGCAGGAACAGCUGGGCCAAGUAUCGCGCUGGCGCAAUUGACAUCGAGGACAUCAUGGACGUCAACGAGGAGCUUGCGCCCACGGCAGGGACCUGCGGUGUGAUGGGCACCGCCAGUACUAUGGCGUGCAUCACGGCUGGCCUGGGCCUGAUAGACCUCAAAUCCGGAGCCACGAGUCCCGCAGUCUCGUCGACGAGACUGCGCGUGGCCGAAAACACUGGGAAAACCGCAGUGGCCAUCCUCCGAGACAAAGAAGGCUUCAGGCCACAGAAACUCCUUGCUUACGAGAAUUUUAUCAACGCGAUUAUCGUCCUGCAGGCCAUCGGCGGAAGUACCAACGCCAUCGUGCACCUCAUGGCCAUCAUCAACCGACACCCCGAUGUCCGAGGUCGCAUCACACUCAAGACCUUUGACGAGAUAGGGAGGAAGACGCCGUUACUUGUCGACCUCAAGCCCAGCGGCGACAAUUACAUGACCGAUUUCCACAACGCUGGGGGCAUGCUGGCUCUGAUGCACACCCUGCGACCGCUGCUCCACCUGAAUGCGCGGACCUUCACCGGCCAGACGCUGGAUGAGAUGCUCGACUCAACGCCCUUUCAGACCUUUGACUACUCGAAGCGCAUCGUCCGCUCACUAGAUGAUCCCCUCCACCCGAGCUCCAGCUUGGCCGUCCUGUACGGCAACCUUGCACCGGACGGAGCGGUGAUGAAGGCGAGCGCCUCGAAGGACAGGCGAUUGCUCAAGCACCGAGGCCGGGCCUGUGUGUUCAAGAAUAGUAGAGACCUGAGUGCGCGCAUCGACUCGGAUGACCUUGACGUAACGGCAGACUCUAUCUUGGUGCUGCAAGGCAUUGGCCCUGUUGGCAACCCGGGUAUGCCCGAAGCGGGUCUCAUCCCAAUCCCUCGGAAGCUCGGCAGGUCCGGUGUCACCGACAUGCUGCGCAUCAGCGAUGGCCGGAUGAGCGGUACGGCUGGAGGAACGAUUGUCCUGCAUGUCUCGCCCGAGUCUGCGGACCCGGAGUCCGUCCUAGGUAUUGUGCAGGACGGAGACUACAUCAGUUGCGAUGUCGAGGCAAGGAUGCUGCACUUGGAGAUAGAGCAAGAGGAGAUCAAGAUGAGGAUAGCUGAGAGGGAGGAAAUGAAGGCCUCAAGACGAAAGGUUAUACGUGGAGGAAAGCUCGCGGCGGACGUAGAGCGGGAUCCAUGGCAUACAAGAAGAAAUGAGCGUGGCUAUAGGGGUUUGUAUGAGAGGCAUGUUAAUCAGGCACAUUUGGGCUGCGACUUUGACUUCUUAACGGCUGAAGGGCCGCGGUUAGCGGAGGAAGAAGGGUCAGUGUAG